This is a messenger RNA of Uranotaenia lowii, 2912 nucleotides long. It is a transcript of the gene AP-2mu, whose product is annotated as AP-2 complex subunit mu. The transcript has 7 exons. The record is from RefSeq and is a predicted model, not a curated record. The coding region runs from base 266 to 1582 and encodes 438 amino acids. Gene Ontology annotation, molecular function: clathrin-cargo adaptor activity. Gene Ontology annotation, cellular component: AP-2 adaptor complex; cytoplasmic vesicle. NCBI's taxonomy places the organism in Eukaryota, Metazoa, Arthropoda, Insecta, Diptera, Culicidae. Gene Ontology annotation, biological process: clathrin-dependent endocytosis; intracellular protein transport.
AAUCCGAUUGUGUCACUUUUAUUGCAAGUUGGAGGAAAGUGCUCCUCCCGUGGAUUUCCUUUGAAUAAAAGUAAUUGUUUUUGGAUAAAACUGCUCUCAAAAUGGACUAACGCUAGUUAAUAAGAGCUGCAAAAGUUACAGUACGUUGCAGUGCAUCGGUUGACGUUCCGUUCCCGUCGCUGCGGGCGAUUUCCAUAGAGCAAGUGAAAAGGCGAAGUCCGCGUUAUUCUAGAUAGUAGGGGAGCUUUACGCGUGAGCUGGCAUAAUGAUCGGUGGUUUGUUUGUAUACAACCACAAAGGUGAGGUUCUGAUCUCUCGCGUUUACCGCGAUGAUAUCGGGCGCAACGCUGUGGAUGCAUUCCGGGUGAAUGUAAUCCACGCCCGGCAGCAGGUCCGCUCGCCGGUCACUAACAUUGCGAGAACCAGUUUCUUUCACAUCAAGAGAGCCAACAUCUGGUUAGCAGCCGUAACUAAACAGAAUGUAAACGCCGCUAUGGUGUUCGAAUUUUUGUUGAAAAUUAUCGAUGUAAUGCAGUCUUACUUCGGAAAAAUUUCGGAAGAAAAUAUUAAAAACAAUUUCGUCCUCAUAUAUGAACUUUUAGAUGAAAUUCUUGACUUCGGUUACCCGCAAAACUCCGAUACUGGAGUUUUGAAGACGUUCAUCACGCAGCAGGGCAUCAAGACGGCCACCAAGGAGGAGCAGGCUCAAAUCACCUCCCAGGUUACAGGCCAGAUUGGCUGGCGUCGCGAGGGAAUCAAGUAUCGGCGCAAUGAACUAUUCCUGGAUGUGCUUGAAUACGUCAAUCUGCUGAUGAGCCCGCAGGGUCAGGUACUGUCUGCCCACGUUGCUGGUAAGGUGGUCAUGAAGUCGUAUCUGUCAGGUAUGCCCGAAUGUAAAUUCGGAAUCAACGAUAAGAUCGUAAUGGAGGCUAAGGGCCGUAGCGGUAUCUCUGGUAACGCGGACAACGAAGUUUCUCGCUCGGGUAAACCGGUUGUGGUGAUCGACGAUUGUCAGUUCCACCAGUGCGUCAAGCUCAGUAAAUUCGAAACCGAACAUUCUAUAAGCUUCAUUCCACCGGACGGUGAGUUUGAGCUGAUGCGUUACCGAACAACCAAGGACAUUUCGUUGCCAUUCCGGGUGAUUCCGCUGGUGCGCGAAGUCGGUCGGACAAAGAUGGAGGUCAAGGUGGUGUUGAAAUCGAACUUUAAGCCUUCGCUACUGGGCCAGAAGAUCGAGGUGAAAAUUCCCACCCCUCUGAAUACUUCCGGUGUUCAGUUGAUCUGUCUGAAGGGUAAAGCGAAAUAUAAGGCUUCCGAGAAUGCAAUUGUCUGGAAAAUCAAACGCAUGGCUGGUAUGAAGGAGACUCAGCUUUCCGCGGAAAUCGAGUUGCUCGAAACGGAUACCAAGAAGAAGUGGACUAGACCCCCGAUUUCUAUGAACUUCGAGGUUCCAUUUGCACCUUCUGGAUUCAAGGUGCGCUAUCUCAAAGUGUUCGAGCCCAAGCUGAACUACUCGGAUCACGAUGUGAUCAAAUGGGUGCGAUACAUUGGCCGCAGCGGUUUGUAUGAAACUCGAUGUUAAAACGGCAAAUAUUCAACUGAACAUUAAUGUUAGAAUGACUAAUAUCGGAGAUAUUUGUGGUAUUCUAUAUUUACGUGCUGUAGGAACGAAUCGUUGAAGAGGGAGUUGUCAUUGCUGUACAACUGCCCACGUUAUAAUGAAAUUCAAACAAGAAAAUAACAAACAAAACUUGCAAACGCUAAAACACACUGCUUGUUUACUGAGUAUGGUAAAAAAGACAACUGCUUUGUCCAUAUUCCGUUAUACAGCAUCCCUCGAAGAUAGUUCAAGUUCACUGAACCGGGCAGAGUCGAUGUAUCAUUUCUCUUAGAAGUAAGCCAUCACUGUGUACGCAGUGAUAAAGUUUAUCUUUAUUGAAAGCGAAUUUCAAGGUUAUCAAAAUUGUAUCUUUAGGAUCGACAACAUAUGCUCCUUAUUCUCGUUACAUAUGAUUAUCAAUUAUAAUGGUACACAUUAUAUAAUAUACUAAAAGUUCAUCUUGGAAGUAAAAUAUGGACAUGACUAAGUAAAAAGAAUAGACCAUUGCAAAAUCAUAGGCUAUACUAGAAAAUUGCGAAUGCAUUAAGAUAAUAAAAUUGUACAUUUACAAAUAAUUUUCGCCUGAUUUUUUCCUUUUUGUUCUUCGCGGAAACUAUCGAAGAAGGUAUUUUGAAUCUCCAUCCUUACCGAAAAAGUAUGUUACUUUUCACAAAACUACAAUUGUUUCGCUCGUUUACUAAAACCGCCCAGGUAACAUUGAUUUGCUUUUCUCAUUCAUUCCAAUUCGAUUUGACCUCGAAACGAAAUUGUGCGUUCCUAUCGGCUUAUAACAUCUUUUGUUUGUGAAACAAAAAUUCUUCGCAAGACAGGUAAAUCGAAUCGACUAACAAAUUGUACAAAAUCUUACAACUAACGAUCGUGUAGCACUCUACGGCAAUACAUAAAAAUAAUGAUAAUUAUUGAAAAUACGCUGUAAUCACAAGCCAUAAACAUAAACCAUCUCACAAGCCUAAACAUAAACCGCUACUUAGUCAUUGAAAAUUGGUUCGGUUAACUCUAAUGCUUCCGGUUUGCUCGUGCACUGAAAGAUCACAGUAAUUGCAAUCCAUUGAGCAUUUUGAAAAUACAACUGGAGUUGGCUGAUUAUAUUACAUUAUUUGGUAAACGGAAUCCUGCUUUGAUCAUUAGACAUACUUGAAAUGCUAUCACAGUAAAAAUAAUAAUGACUAAACGCUGAAACCUAUUGUAUCUACCGAAAACCUGCAAGUAAUAUAUGGAAACAAGAGAUAUGACAUAGAAUAAAUAUUAAAAGUGAAAUAAAACUCAUGAACAUAUGUAGUUGUUGAAAAUA